GCCGAUAGACUCUUUUCGCCGGCUCGCCACACAGUUGGCUGCACUGCGCAGAAGUGCUGAUGAAUGUUUUUCUGCCCACGAGAAUUUGUCGCGUUCUCCCGUUGAUUUCACAUAAAAUGAGUGCUUUGCAGCGUGUGAUUGCUAACAAUCAGCUGGCUGAGGAUCUGAUCUCAUCCCUAAAGACUGAAAUCAAUGCCAUCCGCGGAAUGAAAGUGGAGCAGCGGAAGAAGGAGUUGCAGGAGGAGAAUGCACGCCUCCGACAGGAAGUGGAGAAGGCCAAGGCGCGCCUGAUUCAGCUAGAGUGCUCAAAUGGCAGGCCGCAGAUUCCCAUUCCCGGAGAAUCCGCCACAAUCGCUGCCCCGAAGCCAGCUGAGCAGGCCGUGAAGCCUCCGGCGGUCAUCAAUGAUGAGCAGAAGCCCCCGGCGGAGAAGAAAGCCAAAAAGGAGAAGCCGGCGCAGCCUCCAGCAGCUCCGGAAGCCCCCGUGGACGUGGGAAGGCUGGACUUCCGCGUGGGCAGGAUUGUCGAUGUGGCUCGCCAUCCGGACGCCGACAGUCUGUAUGUGGAGAAGAUCGACUGUGGCGAGCCUCAGCCGCGCACUGUCGUGUCCGGCUUGGUGAAGUUCGUGCCUCUGGAGGAGAUGAAGGAUCGCCUUGUGGUGGUGUUGUGCAAUCUUAAGCCGGCCAAGAUGCGAGGCGUCACUUCGGAGGCGAUGGUCAUGUGCGCCUCCUCGCCGGACAAGGUUGAGGUGCUGUCACCGCCCGCCGGGGCGCUUCCCGGCGAUCUGGUGCACUGUCAGGGCUUCGAGCGCUGCCCAGACGCCCAGCUGAAUCCCAAGAAGAAGAUCUUCGAGACCUGCGCGCCGGACUUGAAGACGAACAGCGAUUUGGUGGCCUGCUUCAGGGAUGCUGCCCUCGAGGUGCCCGGAAAGGGUGUCGUUCGUGCGCAGACACUGAAGAACGUGAGCGUGAAGUGAUUGGGAAGAUCAAUAAAACUGUUUAGCAAUUUUC
This is a messenger RNA of Phlebotomus argentipes, 1008 nucleotides long. It is a transcript of the gene AIMP1, whose product is annotated as aminoacyl tRNA synthase complex-interacting multifunctional protein 1. NCBI's taxonomy places the organism in Eukaryota, Metazoa, Arthropoda, Insecta, Diptera, Psychodidae. Gene Ontology annotation, molecular function: tRNA binding. The transcript is spliced from 2 exons. The record is from RefSeq and is a predicted model, not a curated record. Bases 60 to 974 code for a protein of 304 amino acids.